AUGCUCACCUCAUUAAGCAUCUUUUCUCACACUCUGCAUUGCUUACUUUUCUCUCUUUCAGCUCCACAGGCUCUAGGAUCAUAUCAUUCAGCAACAGAAGAACUCCUCUCCUUCACCAUGAUCCACAUCUUUUCUUUUCCUAACCAUAGCUGGGCACAGGCCCAGAGCUCAGGGUGGCUGGGAGAGCUGCAGACUCAUGGCUGGGACAAUGUCUUGGGCACCUUCCGCUUUCUGAAGUCUUGGUCCCAUGGAAACUUCAGCAAGGAAGAGUGGAAGAACCUUCAGGCUCUCUUCCAGUUGUACUUCCAUGGUUUCAUCAGGGAAGUCCAGGCCUUCUCCAGUCAGUUUCAGUUUGAAUAUCCAUUUGAACUCCAGAUAUCAGCUGGGUGUACAUUGCAUGCUGGGAAAGCCUGUGAGAGCUUCUUAAAUGGAGCAUACCAAGGAUCAGAUUUCCUGAGUUUCCAAGGAAGUUCCUGGAAGCCAUCUCCAAGAGCAGGGAGUCGUGCUCAGAACGUCUGUACGGUGCUUAAUCACUACAAAGAUAUUAAAGAAAUAGUGCAGAGACUUCUCUGCAAUACCUGCCCUCAAUUUUUGGCAGGUCUUUUUGAAGCAGGAAAGUCAGAACUGGAACGGCAAGUGAAACCUGAGGCCUGGCUAUCCAGUGGCCCCAGUCAAUGGCCUGGCAGUCUGCACCUGGUGUGCCAUGUCUCUGGCUUCUACCCAAAGCCUGUGCGGGUGAUGUGGAUGCGAGGUACACAGGAGCAGUCAGGCACUAGGCGAAGCGAUGUCCUGCCCAAUGCUGAUGGGACGUGGUAUCUCCAAGCAACCUUGGAUGUGGCAUCUGGGGAGGCAGCUGGUCUGUCGUGUCGAGUGAAACACAGCAGUCUAGGAGGCCAUGAUAUAGUCAUCCACUGGGGUGGAUACUCCAUCCUCCUAACACUGAUGUGUCUCACUGUCAUGGUCACCCUGGUCAUGCUGGUUAUACAGGGCACAUGCUGUAGAAAGCAAAGCUCAAAAAAGAAUGUCCUCUCUCCCCAUAUAACCAAUGCUGCCUUUCCCAUGGGAGCCAACACCCAGGACCCUAGGAAUCCAGCACAUCAGCUCUGCUUGGCACAAGAAACAUGGAUCAAAACCAGAAUAUUGAAGUUGAAAAUAAGCUUAAACCAACUCUGGGUGACAUGA
This is a messenger RNA of Castor canadensis (American beaver), 1182 nucleotides long. Lineage: Eukaryota; Metazoa; Chordata; Mammalia; Rodentia; Castoridae. The record is from RefSeq and is a predicted model, not a curated record.